Messenger RNA from Aspergillus terreus NIH2624, 1266 nucleotides. Its product is annotated as Zn(II)2Cys6 transcription factor. The transcript has 3 exons. The record is from RefSeq and is a predicted model, not a curated record. Lineage: Eukaryota; Fungi; Ascomycota; Eurotiomycetes; Eurotiales; Aspergillaceae. Gene Ontology annotation, molecular function: sequence-specific DNA binding; DNA-binding transcription factor activity, RNA polymerase II-specific; zinc ion binding. Gene Ontology annotation, biological process: positive regulation of transcription by RNA polymerase II; DNA-templated transcription. The coding region runs from base 1 to 1266 and encodes 421 amino acids.
AUGGCAACUCAGCCAACCUCAGAGGUCAACCGGCCACAUUUCACUAACUCGUGGAACAACCCCUCCCCCCAAACCCCUCCAGAACCGGAACCCAUCCCUGAUGGCCGAAUCGCGCAUACCUUGACCGCUUGCACCAGAUGCAGACAGCGCAAGUCUAGGUGCGAUCCCGGUAUUCCAAAAUGCACCCCCUGUGAACGCAGCAAUGCCAAGUGUGUAUACUUUGAUUCGGCCCGAAAGUGCACUAUACCCCGGUCAUACAUUGUUUCCUUGCGCGAGAAAGCCCGCCGACUGGAGAAAGAGCUCGAAGAUGUCGAGAAAGAUUUCCAACACGCUGCAGACGCGGAACUCAUGGUCCGUGGUCCGGGUCGCAUACGAUUUAAGGAAAACGACGAGGCGAGGUUCCUGGGCGCAUCCAGUGGCAUCGCAAUUACCCGCCUAGUGAUGGAGAUGGCCAAGCAAAAUACAGACUCAAAGAGCAUCAAAGACGUCGUGCCCGAGCUCACGGCUCAAGAAAUCAAGCAAGCAUUUGAACUGGAAAGCUCCAAACCAACAUCGAAGGUUUAUCCGAUAUUCAGCCCCAAUCUUCAGCAUGAACUGCCACCCAAGCCUACCACUGCGAAGCUCGUGGAUAUCUUUAUGGUUAAGGUGCAGGCAAUGCUCCCGACAUUGCAUGAGCCGACUUUCCGCCAAGAAGUUGAGAACGUUUUCAAUGGCUCUGAGGACCCAUCUGAAAACUUCCAGCUACGCAUGGUGAUCGCCAUCAGUAUGCAAAAAAUGGACCCGUACUACGCAGUAUUGGCCGACGGACAUUACCUUGCGGCGUUAACAUAUUUGGAGCCGACUCUUCGGCGAAUGGAUUUGAAAUCUUUGCAGUGCCUAGUCCUCAUCGGGCAGUACUCUAUGUUGACACCUACGAGGACCGCUGCGUACUGGGUGGUUGGAAUGGCCAGCAAGUUGUGUCAAGAUCUCGGCCUUACCGAAGAAAGGACCAUUACAAAAGGUCCUAAUGGAGAGGACUUGGAUCCCUUGGAGGUCGAUAUGCGGAGGCGACUCUUUUGGAUUGUUACCUCGAUGGAGCUAGGCCUGUCCCAUAGCCUUGGGCGGCCUAGCUGUUAUUCUGUCUCUCAUGACCAUGUCCGCGUCAAAUUCUUCGAGCUGGUGGACGACAAGUACAUUACCCCGAACGGGAUCAUCCCUGGAGGGAAACCGAUCCUACGAAAGUGCCUCGCAGUCCACUUUUUUGAAAAUGCGACUACUACAGCUUGA